Molecule: messenger RNA, 1627 nt
Organism: Cynara cardunculus var. scolymus (artichoke)
Lineage: Eukaryota; Viridiplantae; Streptophyta; Magnoliopsida; Asterales; Asteraceae
Product: tRNA-dihydrouridine(16/17) synthase [NAD(P)(+)]-like
Exons: 3
Coding region: 134-1348 (404 amino acids)
Biological process (GO): tRNA processing
Molecular function (GO): flavin adenine dinucleotide binding; tRNA dihydrouridine synthase activity
Source: RefSeq, a predicted model, not a curated record
ACACCAAAGACACCUACCGGAUCCUGGACGGCGUUGCUUUCUUCAUCGUCGCCGGAGCCGGAGAUUCCAACCGUCAACCAAACGCAACUACUGGCCGCCGUCAUCAUUACUAUUAUCAAUUAACAAUCCAUUCAUGGCGUUUGAUUCCGUUACUCAAACCCUAGCAACUUGCCCGCACAACACAGAAUCUCCGACCGUCGACGCCGAAGAUGACAUAUGUUCUGAAACGGUAGAUGCGUAUCCAGAAUCAGUAGUAAAUUACGAAUCCUCAUCGUUGGGCAGGAAUGGCUACUUGACAGGCGAUGCUAGAAUCGAGGGAGCGUGGGCACAUUGGAAGAAACUCGGUGAGCCUAAACUAAUUGUAGCACCGAUGGUCGAUAAUUCGGAGCUUCCUUUCCGAUUACUAUGUCGGAAGUACGGUGCUGAAGCUGCUUACACCCCUAUGCUACACUCUCGUAUCUUCACUGAGAACGAGAAGUAUCGCUCUCAGGAGUUCACUACCUGCAAGGAAGAUCGGCCAUUAUUUGUUCAAUUUUGUGCGAAUGAUCCAGACACUUUACUGGAGGCAGCACGCAGGGUGGAGCCUUAUUGCGAUUACGUUGACAUUAAUUUGGGAUGCCCACAGCGUAUUGCCAAGCGAGGAAACUACGGAGCUUUCCUAAUGGAUAAACUGCCUCUCGUGAAGUCCUUGGUCGAAAAAUUAGCUCUUAACCUCAACGUUCCCGUGUCUUGCAAAAUCCGAGUCUUCCCAGACUUGCAAGACACUUUAAACUACGCAAAAAUGUUAGAAGAUGCCGGUUGCGCUCUUCUUGCAGUACAUGGACGCACAAGAGAUGAAAAAGAUGGGAAAAAAAUCCGAGCAGAUUGGAAAGCAAUACGGGCUGUAAAAAACACUCUUCGAAUUCCAGUCCUUGCAAACGGAAACAUUCGUCACAUGGACGAUGUGAAAAAUUGCUUGGAAGAGACCGGUGCCGAUGGUGUACUUUCCGCUGAGACCCUUCUCGAAAAUCCGGCUCUGUUUGCUGGAUUUAGAACCAUCGAAUGGGUAUCUGACGGUGAAGACGGGAAUCAAGACAGCAAAUUGGAUCAAGCGGGUUUAGUUGUCGAAUAUUUGAAGCUGUGCGAAAAAUAUCCGGUGCCAUGGAGAAUGAUUCGCGCUCAUGUUCACAAGAUGUUAGGCGAGUGGUUUCGGAUUCAUCCACAUGUACGAGAUGAUUUUAACGCACAAUCCAUACUCAGCUUCGAGUUCCUUUAUGGCAUGGUCGAUCGUCUUAGAGAACUCGGUGUUUCUAGGCCUCUUUAUGUCAAGAACACUUCUUCAAAAGCAGAUCUGCAAACGGAGGUCUAGCUCGAGCUCAAUGCACUCAUAAUUAAUACAGUCAAUUGACUUUAGCGAAUCAUCUGCGAUGGUUACGGUUUUUUGAACCCGGGGCUCUUUACGAAAACAUUAGCUCUACUUUUGGAGUAAAAGCCAGGUCUGCGGGCAUCCCUACCACCAGGACCGGAACCCCACCUCCAUAUGAGAUAUAUCGGACUAGUUUGAUUUGAUUUGUCUGAUGUUAUAUUGUUGAAAACAUCUUUGAGAUUAAAGCACGUUACGCUACCAAAUCGAGUCGAUUUUCAAUCU